This is a messenger RNA of Colletotrichum karsti, 948 nucleotides long. Its product is annotated as CFEM domain-containing protein. NCBI's taxonomy places the organism in Eukaryota, Fungi, Ascomycota, Sordariomycetes, Glomerellales, Glomerellaceae. The coding region runs from base 1 to 948 and encodes 315 amino acids. The transcript is spliced from 8 exons. The record is from RefSeq and is a predicted model, not a curated record.
AUGAUGAAGACAUGGGUUGGCCUUUUCUUGGCCCUAACGUUCGGCAUCGAUAUCGUCGUGGCUGCGUCAACCCCUGACAUUGCGGCUUACCCACCAUGCGCUGUAAGCUGCAUCGUCAAGGGCCUGCCUCAGUCCCCCUGCACUGGGAUGAAUCAGACUUGUCUCUGCGCAGACCCCGUCUUCAAUGAUGUCGUGGGUGCUUGCCUAAAGACCGGCUGUACGGUAAAGGAGCAGUUGAGUGCUGCGAACUUGACCUGGGUGAACUGCGGCUUCCAGUUGACCGACAACACCAAAUUGCCUCGAUUCCUUACUGGCCUCCUCUUUAUCUUACCAACCGUGUUUAUAAUCAUCCGCCUCGCAAACAAAUGGGUAAACCCGUCGUCAUGGGCCGCUGAUGACCUAGCUAUUCUGCUUGGCUAUGCUCUCACGGUCCCUUUCCUCCCUAUCAUAUACCGAUCAUUGGAAUUGGGUCUCGGAAAAGAUAUCUGGACUCUUCAGCCGGACAAGAUCACCGAGUUUCUCAAGGCAAGUUGCAUCAGCACACACAUCCAGGGAGCCCAUCUCUAUAAGCUUAACCUGAGGUUGAAGAAGAAGAUUGGUGUUAUUCUUAUGUUCAGUGUCGGUCUAUUUCUCACAGCUGUCAGCGCAGUUCGAAUUUCAACCCUCAUACAGUUUGCUACUACAAACAAUAUAACAUCUGAGGCUCUAUGGGUAUACGUGUGGUCUUUCAUUGAGCUGUGCGUCGGCAUAUCUGUCGCCUGUAUGCCGAAUGCAAGCCAGCUGUGGCGGAGUGGAUUGACAAAAGCCAAGGACCUGAGUGCGGCUGCAUCGAGCAAGGAGAGACCUACAUCUGCAACUGAAAUGAUUGCGUCGCCAAAACGGAAGUCUACUUCGCAGGAUAUCUCGUUGGUCUCUACCGCGGAAGCUUUGGUCACGCCGGAUGUUUGA